ACGCUUUGUUCCAUUGGCUCAUGAUUGAGCAAUCUUGGCAAGGAUUGGUGGAGGGUCUGCGCUUGGGAACUUUCAGGAAGUGGUUGAUUUUAGAUGAGCAGGUCUUUUUGACAGGACGAAUAGCUUAAUUUUCGUUCUAGGUGUAUUUGCGCGAAAGGAAAAUGUUUACAGUAAGAAAGAAGUCGGGUGUUAAAAAACUGUGAUUAAUUUACAGGUUUAGUCUCCACUUUCUAAAAGAUAUUUCAUUCAUUGAAUAUUUUCUCACUUGAAACAUGGCAGUGCGCAGGUUGUUUCGCCGCAACAUUUCAACUCCGGCUUUUAGAUUUUUCAACACCUCCAACUGCUGCAGGACUGUCAUGCCUGCAUGGGUGAUUGAUAAAUAUGGAGGCAAUGAUGUCUUACGACUGAGCAAAAAUGCCAGUUUCCCAGUCAUCAGCUACCCCAAUGAGGUUAUUGUCAAGGUGUUUGCUGCAGGACUCAACCCCAUUGACGUUAGCAUGAGAGGUGGUUAUGGCGCUGCAUCACUGUCUAUGAAGAGAGACCCUCUGAACAUCAAUCAAGCGGGCACGGAGUUUCCCCUCAUCCUGGGUAGGGAUGUGUCUGGGGUCAUCAUGGAGUGUGGCCUGGAUGUAAAGUACUUUAGAGAAAGGGAUGAGGUGUGGGCUGCCAUCCCACCAUGGAAGCAAGGCAGCUUGGCUGAGUUUGUGGUCCUGAGUGCCAACGAGGUGUCCCUCAAACCAAAGUCACUGAGCCACACAGAGGCUGCAGCCAUCCCUUACGUGGCAACCACCGCCUGGUCGGCGCUCGUCAACACAGGAGGGCUCACUAAAGACAACUGUGCCAACAAGCGUAUUUUGAUCCUUGGAGGUUCUGGGGGAGUAGGAACAUUUGCCAUCCAGAUGCUGAAGGCGUGGGGAGCCCAUGUGACCGUCACAUGCUCCCAGAAUGCAGAGCGGUUAGUCAGGGAGCUUGGAGCAGACCAUGUAGUGGACUACACAAACGGACCUGUCGAGGUGCCACUUGCCGCCCUGGAAAAGUUUGACCUGGUCCUGGAUAAUAUCGGGGGCGACACAGAACGCUGGGCAUUGAAUCUGCUCAAGCCUUGGAGUGGUGCCAAGUAUGUGACCCUGGUUACCCCCUUUCUCCAGAACACUGACACCCUGGGGGUCGCUGAUGGGAUGCUACAGACGGCUGCUACUGUGACCAGCAAGGCUCUGAAGCACCUUGUUAAGGGGGUCCACUACCGCUGGGGAUUCUUUGCACCAAGUGGUCCAGCAUUGGAUGAAAUCAGGGAUAUGGUGGAUGCAGGACAGAUCCACGCAGUAGUAGAAGAGACCUUCAAUUUCUCACACGUUCGUCAGGCCUUCGAGAAGAUGGAGAAGGGUCAUGCCCGAGGAAAGACUGUAGUCCAAAUUAAAACAGGGACAGACAAUGUGUAGCACUAACGACGAUGGAUGAGGUCACUGAAGUCUCAUCGUGUUUGACUGAUUUGACUGAUGAAAUUGUGUUAAAGACUAUUUAAACUUGAUAUAUGCUUGAAAAUAAAAUAGCAAUUUGUAUUUUUACCACUACACAGUCUA
Messenger RNA from Doryrhamphus excisus (bluestripe pipefish), 1580 nucleotides. It is a transcript of the gene rtn4ip1, whose product is annotated as reticulon 4 interacting protein 1. The record is from RefSeq and is a predicted model, not a curated record. Gene Ontology annotation, molecular function: zinc ion binding; oxidoreductase activity. Lineage: Eukaryota; Metazoa; Chordata; Actinopteri; Syngnathiformes; Syngnathidae. Gene Ontology annotation, cellular component: mitochondrion.